This is a messenger RNA of Solenopsis invicta (red fire ant), 2001 nucleotides long. Its product is annotated as type 1 phosphatidylinositol 4,5-bisphosphate 4-phosphatase. Gene Ontology annotation, biological process: phosphatidylinositol dephosphorylation. Gene Ontology annotation, molecular function: phosphatidylinositol-4,5-bisphosphate 4-phosphatase activity. The transcript is spliced from 6 exons. Lineage: Eukaryota; Metazoa; Arthropoda; Insecta; Hymenoptera; Formicidae. The record is from RefSeq and is a predicted model, not a curated record. Bases 204 to 965 code for a protein of 253 amino acids. Gene Ontology annotation, cellular component: phagocytic vesicle membrane; lysosomal membrane; plasma membrane.
AGAGGACCACAACGAGGGCCGCGGUUACCCUUCUGCGUUACGUGCGACGCCACGGACGACACGGACGACACGGAGGGGGGAAUUCGUAUUUUGUCAUCCUUGUCAUCGAUGCACCGGGAGCUGUCCUGUCAAACAAUAGAAGUGAAUCGUGCGUCCGUCGUGCCGUGGCAGCGAGUUAGAUCCCGUCGUCGUCGUCGUUCGGCAUGGGGGACGGCAAGGAGGGCGAGCGGCAGCCGCUGCUGAAGAACGAGAACGUCACGUAUAGCUCACAUAGCAACGAUGCAAUUGACGAGACGCAGCCCAAUGUUCACACCGUCUCCACGAUCGGGCCGGACGAGCUGCCGCCGCCGUACCAGUCCGCCAUCCAGGGCGGCAUGCCGAUGGUCACCUGCAGAGUUUGUCAAGCGAUGAUAGAUAUUUCCGGCAAGAGGGAUCAGCACGUCGUCAAAUGUUGUCAGUGUAACGAAGCCACACCUAUACGAAACGCUCCACCUGGAAAGAAGUAUGUACGAUGUCCGUGCAAUUGUCUGCUCAUAUGCAAGAGUUCUUCGCAACGUAUUGCCUGCCCCAGGCCAAACUGUAAACGUAUUAUUAAUCUGGCUCCAAGCCCCAUUACACCACCAGUUCUAUCCAUGCCAGGCAUGUGCAGAGUAGGCUGUGCUCAUUGCCAUGACACAUUCUUGUUUAACACAUUAAAUAAUGCUUUGGCUCGAUGUCCACAUUGUCGAAAGAUAUCUUCCGUUGGUCCAGACUUUGCCAGAGGAAGAGGAAUUGUAUUCAUUAUCGUUGGGAUUAUAGCCUUAGUAAUUGCUAUAGCUGUAACAGUCGGGACCUAUAAAUAUGUAAAAACAAACGGUGGAAUUUAUGUAGCAUAUGUUGGUGCAUUUCUAUUAGCGCUCUUAUGCUUGGGACGCAGCAUUUAUUACUGUACGAUGAAGAUCAGUUUGAUAGAGGGUCCCAUGUAGUCUCCCAAACAACAGUUGAACAACCAACAAUACAAAAUCAAUCCCACUGAGAUGAAUGUCAUGUAACCUAUUUAGAACAAAUGUUUAUAGUAAUGUGACAUUACAAGUACUUUUGAGGCAAAGAUAGGUAUAUGUACACAUGGCCAUAUGUGCGUAUGCAACCUGUAUUGUUUAUGAUAAUGCAUGUAUACAUUCUUAUAUAAUACGCAUACACAUAUGAACGUGUUUCGUGAUCAGGAAGAAAGCAAAUAAUUGCGACGCUUUCCUCAGGUAAGAUAAUUCAUAGGAAAUCUCUCUCGGAAACUUGUAUUUUACGAAGAGUUGUUUCUAUGCACUUUUAUAUGUACAAGCAUAGGAUCAAUAGCUACGGGUUUUCCGAGUUUUAUUUUCAACCUACUUGACUAGAAAAUAUGCUAUAUAUACGUACAUAUAUGCUUUCUAUAAUAACACGUAUCACGCGUAUCAAGCACAUAAGUAGAAUCAAAGUGCAAAUGUAUUCAUAUUAUUCCAAACGUACAUAUAAAGUAAAUUUUAAAACUCGUAUAUGAGUCUGUGCGAAUCUUUUUAAAAAUUUAUUCUUUUAUUCCACUUUAAAGCAACUAUAUCGAAAACAAAAAAAAUAUUGCAUUAUUUCUAAUUUCUUAGUUUAUAUGGAAUUUGUAGCACACAUGAAUGAAAUUAUGUGGGAGAUACAAGCGUACCAUAUUGUAUAUAUUAAUAUUAUAGAUAACGCACUUAGAUUAUACAAAUCCAUAUACAAAAUUUUCCUGGUUAUUAUACAAGUGCUGCGAGACGGUUUUUCUAAGUUUUCACUAUCAUAAGAUGAUUUCAUCGGUCAUGAAAAUUAAAAUGUGUAUAUUCCUGUUGAUCGGCGAUUUUUGUUAUAUACCUCAUAAUCUACAAUGUGCUCUUUUAAAUACAACUUUUCUUUCUAUAGAUAACUCUCACUCUCAAUCUCUAUAUUAGUUUCCUUAUCAUAAUGGAAGAUAUGUUAUACUUGUUAAAAAAAAAUAAAUUCCGUUUGGUAAAAAAUUAA